UUGUUUUGGGUUUCAAAAAGAGCGAAACUUUUGCAGGUGUAGGAACUGGGAAGAACCCUGGCUCAGUGAAGCGCGCAGAAAACCACAUGGUUGCCGCCGGCGAACCCAUGAAGAAGAAACCGAAGCAAAACCUACUGAACCCCAAUUGGGUUCAACUCCAACAAAAGCUAAAGCUCAAUAAUAAGUCUUCAAGGACUUACAAAGAAGAAGACACCCCAAAAUCAAUACUGGGGAAACGUAAAGAGAGCCCGAAUGAUGAAUCCAAUGACUCUCAGAUUGAUCCUCUUAUUCCUGUAAAUGACGACUCAAGUCUGACAGAUGCAGUCGCCAUAGAUUGUGAAAUGGUUGGCGUUGGUCAAGGAAACAAAAGUGCAUUGGGAAGAGUAACAAUGGUUAAUAAGUGGGGAAAUGUUCUUUAUGAUGAGUUUGUUCGGCCAGUAGAACGGGUUGUUGACUUCCGUACUAAAAUUAGUGGCAUAAGACCUCGAGAUUUGAAAAAAGCAAUUGACUUUUGGACUGCUCAGAAGAAAGUUGCAGAGUUGAUGAAAGGAAGGAUCCUUGUUGGUCAUGCCUUGCAGAAUGAUCUUAAGGCGUUGUUAUUAAGUCAUCCGAAAAAGGACAUUCGAGAUACCUCCGAGUACCAGCCAUUUCUAAAGUCAGGUUGUAGAAGAGCGCUGCGGCAUCUUGCUGCAGAAAUUCUUGGUGCCAAGAUCCAAUCAGGAGAGCACUGCCCUAUACAAGAUGCUCGUGCUGCUAUGCUGCUUUACCAAAGAAAUAGAAAAGAGUGGGAAAGGAGCUUAAGAGAUCAGUUUAGGCUCAAAAAGAAGCAAAAUAAACGGAAGAAUAAAAAGAAACCAAAGAAUGAAGAUACUUCAAAUGCCAACCAUGCUAUAAUUGAAUCAUAGUAUUGCCUCCUUCAAUGGUUAUUUUGUUAGCUUAAAUUUUGAAUUAGAACUUUCAGUUAAAAGGAAUACAGUUUUUGUCUGUUACUAUAAGCUCAAUUGUAUACUAAGUGGCAUAAAUAUGUUAAAUCUGUUGCAAGUUUUGUUAUUCUAAAAGAAAUUUGUAGAAUUUACAAGUACAAAAGAAGGAUGUUGUUUGUUAGGUUAAGCAUAUUGAUGCUUUUAUCUUUGAUAUCUUAGUAUUUUC
This is a messenger RNA of Arachis ipaensis, 1149 nucleotides long. Its product is annotated as Polynucleotidyl transferase, ribonuclease H-like superfamily protein. Gene Ontology annotation, biological process: rRNA processing. The record is from RefSeq and is a predicted model, not a curated record. NCBI's taxonomy places the organism in Eukaryota, Viridiplantae, Streptophyta, Magnoliopsida, Fabales, Fabaceae. Gene Ontology annotation, cellular component: nucleus. Gene Ontology annotation, molecular function: 3'-5' exonuclease activity; nucleic acid binding.